This is a messenger RNA of Anguilla anguilla (European eel), 4277 nucleotides long. Its product is annotated as complement C1q-like protein 4. Lineage: Eukaryota; Metazoa; Chordata; Actinopteri; Anguilliformes; Anguillidae. The coding region runs from base 146 to 874 and encodes 242 amino acids. The transcript has 2 exons. The record is from RefSeq and is a predicted model, not a curated record. Gene Ontology annotation, molecular function: protein binding.
AUUUCCAUCCCCCCCUACUCACGCCACCUGGUGGUUCAAUCUGGCUGGCACCAUUCCAUCCAAAGGGGAGGAGGACUUCCUCACACUGGCUGCCUCUCGCCUCAGCCACAGGAAGCGUGUCAUCGGGGCCGCUGUGGGCGUGGCCAUGGUCCUGGUGCUUCUGGUCGCCAUCCCCCUGUUGGUCCACACCACGAAAGGGGGUGGCACCGGGGGUGCUGCGGGGACCCACUACGAGAUGCUGGGGAGCUGCAGGAUGGUGUGUGACCCCUACACCCCCCCUCAGGGCAGCCAGGAGCUGGCCGCCGUGUCACCGGCACCCCCAGAUUUUACCGGGAGGCGUGGGAAAUCGGGGUACAGGGGAGCGCCAGGGCUACCCGGCCCACCCGGCCCCCGAGGACCCCCUGGAGAGCCAGGGAAACCAGGUCCCCCGGGGCCCCCUGGGCCUGGGCCGGGGGGAUACGUCCCCUCCUUCUACAGCCCCAAGAUCGCCUUCUUUGCCGGCCUGCGCAAGCAGCACGAGGGCAGCGAGGUGCUCAAGUUCGACGACGUCGUCACCAACGUGGGCAACUACUACGAGCCCAGCACCGGCAAGUUCACCUGUCCUCUGCCCGGCAUUUACUACUUCACCUACCAUGUGCUGAUGAAGGGCGGGGACGGCACCAGCAUGUGGGCGGACCUGAAGAAGAACGGCCAGGUCCGGGCUAGUGCCAUUGCCCAGGAUGCCGACCAGAACUACGACUAUGCCUCCAACAGCGUGAUCCUGCACCUGGAUGUGGGGGACGAGGUGUGCGUGCAGCUGGAUGGUGGAAAGGUCCACGGGGGCAACACCAACAAAUACAGCACCUUCUCUGGCUUUCUCAUCUACCCUGACUGACCCCACCACCCCCUGACCAUAGCCUCACCCCCUAUACUGUCACACCCCUUUUUCUGGCCCUGACUCCACCCCCAAACACACCUCCACUCACUGAGACUGCUGGAAAGAGGAGGAGCUACAAGCAUACAGGUUACACAAAAUGACUUUUUUUUUUUUUUUAAUGUUAAUUAACUGGAGGCUGGGAAAUAAGUGGAAUGUAUUUUUUUAAAAAGAGAGAAAAAGAGGUAUAAUGUGGGUGGGUUUUAUUAAAUGGAACCACUGCAGAGAUUGGAGAAAGCCUGGGCUAAACUGGAUUGUAAACAUUAAGGAGUUGUUUACAAGGCAUGUUAUGUGAGAUAUUGACAAACCAUUAACUCCAUAAACCAAAUUCAUUCAUUGACCUCUGAUGUGUGUAUGUGUUUACUUAUGAGGAUGUACAUACCCACCACUCCCCCCGUCACCCAUGUACACACACAAGCGCACACACUCCCACAGACAGACUUACAAACACACACACACACAUUUCUGGAGUGUUAACAUGUCUCCUGUCAUCAUUUUAUUGAGAAACAGACAGAUGUUUACACGGGUUAGCAUUAAAACACACGACCUUCUCCAGUGUCAGUCAGCUGACAAACGCACUACAGCUUUCUAUAGGCUACUAUAUAUUUGAAGAGCAAACUGCAAAUUGUGUGAUCAGGUAGUAUGCAUAACCGUGGAGCUGCAGGUCAGAAGAACAUUGUAAAGGUGAUUAGAUGUUUCAGAACUACUUGUGAAAUAUGUGUUUGCGUCACCGUGGACUUCGAUAAUUUUUAAAUGUGGAGUUACGGAAAGGAAAACUCAUGAAAGUGACGUUAUUUCUACACGACCUAAAAUGGGAGCUACUGCGUCGCGCGGCGGAGACAGGAUAUGACUGUAUAAAAAUGCGCGCGCACACCGCGGGUUCUGAUGAUUAAUUUAAGUCCCCUUGCACAAUUCGUUUGACUUAAAGUGACCGCUCUGACUGUCUGCGCGGAAUUGGAAAUCCGGCCUGAACACGUAUAUUUACAAGGCACAGUAAUCGAAGGCGCGAUGGCUCACCGCGGAGUCUGUGCUCUCCGACAUGGAUUUCCAAUAUUUCCAAAGACACCACGAAAGGGAAAAAAUCAUAUAUUGAUUUAACCUGUUAAUACACCCACCACUUUGAGCAGAGUCCAGUAUGCAAUUUUUAAACUAAGCGUCACAUUCUUUUUAGUGAAUGCUGGUGUGAGCUAAAGACGAGUGGUUGACUAAAUAUAUUCAAUGAUGAUAGUGCUUCUUUUUCAGUAGAUUUUUGAGAAGUCGUUAUAGGCACCGUCCUUUAAUAUUAAAGACCUGCAGUAAAUCAAUAUUAAUGCUUUAAUACUGCCAACGAAAAAAUGUUCAAUUGAGAUGAACACUCUUACUUAAAGGCUGAAUUUGGCACUGCAUAUGAUUAUUACUACUGGUAUUAGCCUCACACCGUUCAGAGACCAAUCAGUUAGGAAACCUAUCUGCAAAUGCAUUUUUGGGUAUGUAAUAUAUUUUUACACAUUAGUGCGAGAUUGUGUGAUAAUUUUGAGAAUUUUAAGUUUUACAUUUACUUUGCAUUUAAAAAGAUUGAUAUCACACAUCACAAUAUGUAAGACUAGCAUAUCAUUUUUUAAAUGUGCAAACUGGCUGGAUACAAUGGAAGGAUUUAAGAUAGCAAAAUAUUAAUGGCUUGAACAGUCGGAGAAGGACUGGUUGAUUUGUUUGAAUCUGAAAUAUGCAGAGUAAUUCCAGGUACAUGUUUAACGCAGGGUGGGGAAAGGGAUCUGUUUCAGUGGUUGUCCAGUGCCGCUAUCGGUUCUGUCUUGGCUACGCCAGUGUACACUAGCUGCAUUUCCACACAGCUUGCGCUAAUGGCUAAUGAGCUAGCCCAAGCUGGGGCGUCUUACCUUCCCAGAGCCACUUCUGAGCUUCACUAGGGCUUCAGCAGCACCUGCUCUGUGCUUCAAGCUUUUGCUACAGCCCUUCUAACACACUGGUCCUCAUUGGGACAGUCAGGGUAAAGGGGAAGUCACGGUCAGCGGUGGGAAAAACAGGUAGCUUCUACAACUUCCAGAGGUUGGCUUUUCUAUGGGUUACUGAAAUGAAGGAGGUCUUGUAGCUAUGCGAGGAAUUCAGAGUUACGGUGGCACCUCUGUCAGUCUUUGGCAAUUGGCUUCAGGCUCAAAAUCCGGCAUGCUUUUGACCGACCUGGGUGGGGCUGACAGUGGAAACGCGGACACCGUGUCCAGGAGACCUGGAGGGUAGAACUCUGGGAAUUCCAAAUAAUAAAAGUAAGAGGGAUCAAAAGAUUUUCUGAUAAAAUAAAUGGGGUUUCCAGUUGUAAUUUAUAGUUGUGGUCAUUAAGGCAAGUGUUAAGACCUGGGGCCAUUUGGAAUCUUUAAUCUUCUUAUGCGUCAGAUGUCUGAGACAACUUGAAAAGAGGUUAUCUUUAAUCUAUAAAACGGAUUGAACAAAGUCACAGAGUCACACUGAGUGCUUCCAAAAUACCUCUGCCCCGAUUCAGCAAAGAUGCCCUUUUCCUAUGGGGGAGGGGGGGGGGGGGGGGUAUUCAGCAUUUCAUUUACUAAUCGCAUGUUAUCGUAAUUCUUUCCGUCAAACCCAGACACUUCUGCAUUAGAAUAAUGGAGCAUAAAAUGGCCGACUGUACAACUCUAAAUGCUGCUGAGUUUAAGGCUAAAUACAAUAUAUGUAAUCAUGUUUGUUCAGUACUGCUAGUUCCACAUCAGUGUUUUGAAGCAAGUUCUGGCGUUUUGUGUAAUGAAUGUCUCGUUGAGUCAGGCCCAGGUCUGGAAGCAAGUUUUAUCUGGUCCUGGUGAACAGGAAAUGACAUCAUUCUUCGCACACAUUUCUCCUGACAUUAAGCAUGGCCUUACUGGUGAGUUUGCAACCCUAGCAAAGUGAGCAAGAAUACUGGUUAGAUCCCAGUCUGCUAAGUUAAAUCAGAUGUAUGCAUGCAUGCGUGUGCACACAUUUGUGCGUGUAUGUGCAUAAGUGUGCAUGUGUGCGUGUGUGUGUCUGUGUGUCUGUGUGUGUGUGAAACAGGGAGGCCGAGAUAAAUAUUUAUUUUGCAGACAAACCCCACCGCCUCAAUAACAUACAAUGUAAUGUAGACAUUAUGUCCUUGGGUGUAUGUGAAUUUUUACUUGUGAACCAUGUACCAUACAUCUGCCACCAGGUAUGUUUACCUGCACUCCUAUAGUGUUCAAUAACUAUUUAAAGGUGAUGUUUACUAUUAACUGUAUGGAUUGAUUAUUGUCACUGUGCCAUACAGAGCUGUGUGUAACUUAGUUUAAAAAGAAAGAAAUAAAACAAAUAGCCCCAUUGCCCUGCCUUAUUCCUUAAAAAAAGACAAACCAAUAAAUAGUAUUCAAAUGUA